Molecule: messenger RNA, 3329 nt
Organism: Poecilia reticulata (guppy)
Lineage: Eukaryota; Metazoa; Chordata; Actinopteri; Cyprinodontiformes; Poeciliidae
Gene: sptssb
Product: serine palmitoyltransferase, small subunit B
Biological process (GO): ceramide biosynthetic process; endoplasmic reticulum organization
Cellular component (GO): serine palmitoyltransferase complex
Molecular function (GO): serine C-palmitoyltransferase activity
Source: RefSeq, a predicted model, not a curated record
GGACAGCAGCGCCAAGGAUGCGGCGCGGAUUGGAGAAAAGUUUAGGAACGCCGCACUUAGCAGCGCAUCAUGCAUGGCGCGGAAAAAAAAAAAGAAAGAAAAAGAAAAACACAGCCGCAGCCGCAACAUCGGCUCCCUUCUGCGCCCUCUGAUGCGCCAGCCGCUUCCUCUUGGCCGCGAAUAUUAGCGCACACUGACCGGCCUAUGCGUCAACCGGUCCGCCUCCUGUGCCUCCGCCUCCUCCGUCGCUCCACCUGCAUGGUCGGCGAGCCAGGUGAAGGGUGAGUGUAAGCACGAGCAGUGGGUGUGGUGCCAUUUCCAGAGCAUGUAUGAGGGCCGCAUGUAUAUAUGCAUAUGAGAGAGAGAGAGAGAGAGGUGGACUGGUGAGACGGCUGGUUUACAGAAAGCAGCGGAGCAGCAGGGGGGACGCGGGCUGCAGCUGGUACUGUUGCAGAGGAGACAACCAGGGGGUUCCCACCGACUGAGCUGGCAGGAUGAACUUCAAAAACAUGCGGGAGUACCUGGCCUGGCUCUACUACCAGUACCUGCUCAUCACCGGCAUCUACGUCCUGGAACCGUGGGAGAAGUCCAUCUUUAACUCUGUCCUCUUCUCCGCCAUUGCCAUGGUGGUCUACACCUCGUACGUGUUUGUGCCCAUCCACGUGCGUCUGGCUCUGGAGUUUUUCUCUGAGAUCAUCGACGGCCAACCGGAGAGUGCCAUGGCGCUCAUGAACUGAAACGAAGGAGGAAAAGGGAGGGAAAAGACUCAUAAUAAAAAAAAAGAAGAAGGGGCGGCUUGUAAAGCCUCUCCUUUCUUCCCCGGAACCACAAAACGGACACUUCAUCGAUACUGAAAACAUGAAGAUCUUGCCGGAAUGAUCUGGAAGCCUUACUCACUUCUUUUUGGAUCCCACGCCCUCUGGCCUUACCCGAUGGUAUUACACAGCAGUGCUUUAAUUUCCUGCGCUAUUGAAAUGUUUGGUUUCCCUUUUCCUCGUCAUAUGUCCUGUUUGAGGGCAUCCCACCUCCGGGUUUUGCAUGACGGGGCCAUACGUGACAGGUGGAUUUGCAUGCUUGACAAACAACAAAGCACAACCCGUCUCUUUUUCUUCUGCAAACGUCAUGAAAGUAUCCCAGUAGCUCUGAUUUUUAACUUAAUAAGACCUGGACAAUAUGGAAGAAUUUUUUUUUUUUUUUCCAGAACUAAAGCAGUAAAGGUCAUGAAACUUUUUUUUGUUAACUUUUCUUUCGCUUUUUCUAAAUCUGGUUGUGUUUGAAAUGACAAAUGCAAUAUACUUAACAUCUAACGGCGCCCCACCUAAAGUCAUAUAAAAAGCCUCAGAAUAUUUAAAUCUUUUACUGGAGUAACAGUCUUUCACAAAACAUGGAGAAAUCAGAAUUUUAAUUUGAGAACAUUUAAGUGGAGGAAAAAAAAUCCAACAUAAAAAAGCGAUUUACUCAGUUUCAACGAUGUUUGCCUUCAUUUGAUUCCUAAAAAGUAAGUGUAUUUAAGCAGCUUUUUAAAUUUAUACUUAACUUUUUUAAGUUGAUCCGAGUGUCUAAUAAUUUUUUUGGUAAGACAAACGGGUCUGUUUCUUAUCCACUAUUCAAAAUGGGAAAGAUUAGAAAGCUGAUGCUAAAAAAAACCCCUCCAGGAAUCAAUUUCUUUCCCACUUUUGCUGCAUUUUCUCGCACCAAGGUAGCAUUUGGCUCUUCAUCAGAUGUAUAUGUUAAUAUGAGGUUACACAGAGCCUUUUUUUUUAACUUUUUAUCCAUCCCUCAGAGAAGAUGUCUUGCAAAACAAGUCAGGCAAACGUGUGUUGAGCUUCAUGUAUUGGCGAUAGUUAAACAGCUGCUUGCCUGUGCUUCCACAUGUCUUCAAACAGCUGGAACUGUGGUGAAUGAAGCCAUUUUGCUUUGAGAAGGGAGAUGAAAACAAAUGUAAAGUUCAAUUUUAAAGAUUAGCAUAAUUUUUUCUUUAAAAAAAGAGAGAGUGAUGAUAUCUCAAUGAAACAAAUUUACAUUAAAGGCCGGCCCGGUGCCAAUAGACACGGGCAGAACCCAUUUAAUCCAAAUUAGGCCCCACAAUUUCCAAAGCUGACAGCAGAGACUCGCAGCUUAUAAAUAUGUAAAUCUUUCUCCACCUCUAAUGGCGACAAACAGGUAACGAUGUAUACGUCUGCACGCGUCAGAGUAAACACCUGCAGGUCUGUUACGUGACGAGUCGAGGCCGUAGUGACACACAGCACUUGUUCUCACCUGUGUCGAGUGUGUGUGUGUGUGUGUGUGCGUGUGUGUGUGUGUGUGUGUUGACACGUUACACCUGAAGAUGCACUGCUUUCUGAUUAAAGUGGGAGAGUUUAUCACAGCUGUGUUGACAUGCACCAAAUACUAUGUUUUUAAUUAUGCUUGAGAAAAUAAAAAGGGAAAAACUUUUUUUUUUUUAGUUUCCUUGAUGCACUGAAAAGCAAACUGAAACCUCGCAGCGCAGAAGCGAUGAUAUUAGAAGAGAAAGCUUUAGCUAUGCAACAGAUGUGAACCUAUCAGUCACAUCUGGUCCUGACUGUUUAGGUAUGCGCCGAUCAAAAGGAGCAAUAAAAGAAUAACGAUGAUGAAAUGAGCCGAGCCCUCUCUUUAUCCCAGUUUAUUUUUUAAAUAUAUAUAUAUAUAUAACGGCAUGUCGGAAAGGUGUGCUGAGCACUGAACGGGGAACAAAUAUUGAUUUAACGCUCCUCUAUGUCCGGGCUUGGCUUUGACCGUGACAUAGUUGUGCUUUGCACGUAUUUGCUGUGUCAUGCAGCUGGAAAAUUAGUUGAAUGGAAAAAAAAAAAAAAAGUUUUCCUCGGCUGCAGCUGAUCUAUAGAGAUGCCGCCUUGAGUCGUUGUGAUUAGCAUUGUGCAUAUUUCUGAGUUGAAGAUCGGCUUUAAUUAUUUGUGCUGUGGAUCAAGGGCUCACUGAUGACAUGCUAAUUUUAUUUACGUGUGUAUUUAUGUUCAUUGGUAAAUGCUUGGCUGGUUACAAUGUCAGUUACCAAACGUUUUAUUGUUGAAUUAUUUUUGUCAAAGUUUCUUGUAGGCCAUGAUUACUGCAUUGUUUGUUCUUUUAUCUCUGCCUUAACGUGCUUUUUGUAUUAUUCCCAGUUUGUAUUAUGUUCCCUUGACUUUUGAUAAACACUUUCAUCAAUGUGAGACAUUGUCCAGCAAGAAUGAAGAGGCCUUUAAGAUACUUUUUUUCCCCCCCACAGUUUACCAAACUGGAUGUUGUAUUUCUACAUGAUAGCUACACGUCACUGUAGUAAUCUCAAAAAUAAAGGCAUCGGAUGACACUUA